Pungitius pungitius (ninespine stickleback) is the source of this 4443-nucleotide messenger RNA. Its product is annotated as leucine-rich repeat-containing protein 52-like. The coding region runs from base 368 to 1345 and encodes 325 amino acids. NCBI's taxonomy places the organism in Eukaryota, Metazoa, Chordata, Actinopteri, Perciformes, Gasterosteidae. Gene Ontology annotation, molecular function: voltage-gated potassium channel activity; potassium channel activator activity; transmembrane transporter binding. Gene Ontology annotation, cellular component: voltage-gated potassium channel complex. The transcript is spliced from 2 exons. The record is from RefSeq and is a predicted model, not a curated record.
UCUGAGAGCGAGAGGAUGGCACCAUUGUAGCGGAAGAUCUGACCGUGAGCACAGCGCGAGAGGACGUGGUGACCGUGGAGCUUCAUUUCCACGGCUGACCGGCGCUAAAUAAAAUAGAUAAACUUUAUAACAGCAUGAAGGCGUCUGGUUUGUCAAGUUCCAGCUGGCGGAUGAGCGCCGGAUCCAGAACCAUCGACAGGAUGAACUGAGGCGCUGCGCGCGAGAGAGUUUUGCCACGGGCACGCGUUCGGUUUGACCUCUGCGGGGAUUCUUUCUGAGACAAACAGCCUGGUGAGGAUGAAUCAAUGAAGAAUGUGACCGCGCAUGACUCUCUCCAAACGGGGUGGAUGAAGCCGUCGGCGGUGUCAUGCGUCUUGCCCCGCAGCCAAGCGCGCAACCCUUGCGGAUCAUAGUUCUGCUCGUCCUUACCGCGGCGGUGAGCACGUCCCCGGUGCUGUCCACGGGCUGCCCGGAGAGGUGCGUGUGCGAUGACCAGCUGGUGGUCCAAUGCGCUGGGCAGCACCUGACCACCUUCCCGGUCAACUUGCCGUUGGCCACGCGGCAGCUCAUCAUCUCCAACAACCGCAUCGUGGAGCUUCCGCCACUUGCGCUCAACUACCUUUCGGACCUGGUGUACCUGGACUGCAGCAACAAUUCCCUCACGGAGAUAUCCGAGUCCACGUUUGGGAAUCUACGGAAGCUGGCCUACCUGGACCUCUCGUUCAACACCUUGAUCCGGAUCGAGGACAGGACCUUCGGGCCCUUGGCGAGCCUGGUAAUGCUGAGGAUGACCGACAACCCGGGGCUGUCGGAGAUUCACCAGGACGCCUUCGUGGAAAACGCGGCCCUCCAGGUGCUGGACGUCAGUCGGAACAACCUGACGGUGGUCAACAUCACCUCCCUGAUCGCGCUGCCCACCCUGCGCUCGGUGGGGCUCAGCGGAAACCCGUGGAGCUGCGAGUGCGACAACGAGGACUUGUGUCUGUGGGUCCACCUGGAGGGCUUCAAGUUCCAAGAUGAGGGCCAGACGGUGUGCGGCUCCCCUGCCGACAUGCAGGGUCGUCGUCUGGGCGAGGUGGGCCUCCAGCUACGGACGUUGUGUCACCAGACCCUGGGCUCCUGGGACUACCUCUUCUUCGUGGUCAUCGGCUUCGUCAUCUUUGCCGCCGGCACCGUGUCGGCCUGGGUGAUGGGCAUUGUUAUGGUGCUCUACGAGCGCUACAUCAAGAAGAAAGACGAACAGCUCGAUCCGGAGGACGAGGAGGAAUCCGGUGACACGGCCCGCAGCUUGCGAGCCAGGAGUGACCAUGGCAACGGGAAUUUGAAAACGUCACAAACUGUCUAAAAUGUCUCACCCCCCCCCAACCCUCCUUUGCCCAUCGCUGAUUCCCACAGUGCCUCCUGUCAACUUCCAGGACUGUCAUGAAGUCCAAUUAGACUGCAGAGUCUGUUUAACAGGCUUAGGUGGCUCUGAGAGAGAAAAGAGGAUUCAACAGAGAUGAGGUCAUGUGCAGUGUGGCGUCAGUUGAUGUAACGCACCUUCUGGCUGCCAUUACGGAGGUUUCCGCGGCAUUUGUGCAUCACUGGCGUUGUAUGCAAAUGUCAGACUGUUCGAUGUCAUUUUCUAAUGGGAUGUGGCCAAUAUCAGCUGGGCUUGGUACCAGCGAAGCCGCUAACUGGUGUGACCAUUACAGAAUGUUUUGGAUGGUUAUUAACUCGUUUGGGCAUGUGUGACAGUAUCAAUGUUCACAUUCACCAACUUAAAAAGUAUAGUUCACAUGUUAGGAACUUUGGUUGCCAAGAGUUGGAUGAGACGGUUGAUAACUUUAUUUAUCUUCUCAUCCAAUUAGAGGGAAGGCAGAUAAUAAGAGUGUUUCCCAACAUACAAGACGCAAUUUUUCUGUUCCUCUAAUUUUACAAAUUAGAUAUAUACAGACGUCACCAGUCAAUAUAACAAUAUAUUUCUAAACCCUACUUAAAUAGCUUUGUUUUCAAUAGAAAAGAAAAUCCCCCGUUGAGCUUCAUAACAAGCACAGUAGAUGUAUUGGCUUCACAGCAACUAUGUGAAAUGUUAAAAUCGUCUGGUCAUUCUACUUGUAGAAGAGGGAUUAAAUGCAUUUCAAUCCGGAGAAAUUUGAACAAUGCUUUAUUGUACCAGGCAUACAUUCUUUCAUAUUGCAAUAUUGCUGUUUGCGGCUUGGAGUCCAUCUUGCCAAGAUGAGACAUAUCCCCCCCCUUUGGGAGUCCAGACACUGGUGGUGGUGGUAGAGAAUGAGUUGCUCCACUCUCCUGAUGUGCCAGGUUCUGCUGUAGAUUGGAGGUGUCAGGGGAGGUGGCUGGUUUACGGUAACGCCACCGGCGUCUGGUUGGCCGGUACUACCCGACUCCGCCCCUAAUCAGCUGGCCGUGCACCCACAGGGCGAGAGGAGGCCACCAGGGGAACGGCACGGCCUGAGCUGCAUUUACAUCAUCAUUAAAUGUGUGCACAUGCACGCACUCACUGGUGUGUAACAUGUAGCUGCACAUUUUGACUGAGCUUCUGCAGAUGUGAGAGUGUCCAUCUUUGGUCCAGUGAUGUGUGGUUUUACGCUGAUAGUCCAGCUCCCUCUUCUGUUACGCCCCCAGAAACAAACUGCAGUUGAGGCAUUUGUGUUGGAGAUUUGUUUGUGUUAAUGUCUGGUUUGGCAGUGAGCCCUGCUCAAUAGCAAGUAAUCAGGAGAAUGUAAUAAUUGGUUCUACUUCAGCCUCUCUUUGUUGAGUUUGAGUGCAGUGUCCUAUUUGUUUAUGCAUGCACAGUUGAUGCAUUAAAAAGCCUUAUGGGGUGUGUACAAACGAAUUCAAGUAAUUAAAGGAAACUGGAUUUUUAUACACAUGCUUCUAAUUUGUUAGUGAGUUAUUUUUUUAACAAUACUUUAAAUGGAGUAGUUUGAAUUAAACCUGUAGUUUAGUGAAUUUACAGUUUUAGAGCAAUAAGCAAACUAAUGCUGUAAGGAAAAACAAAACCCGAAAUGAUUUCACACCACAAUGGUAAACAUCCACACCUGUUUCCUUUUGCCUCCAGUUUGCAGCAUCGUAGCCAACAGCCUACGUCACAAACAGCCCAGAAUGACAACUUCCAUAUUUUGGCUGGACCUCUUCACUGACAGUGACUGUUACAAACUUUGAAAGGAGCAAGAAAAGAAUCCUCGGUGGACCAGAGAAACCAAUAGGUAGCUGCUCCGGUGUGUGCCAUGCGUGUUUUAUCAGUACAAUCGGUUGUGUUUUAGAAUAAUUGUCGUACUUGUCUUUAGAGCAACACUGACCGCUUGAAGGAUCUGAGAUGGAGGGCAUUGUCUCACAAUGAUUGGACCAGCUGUUUCUUUUUAUAUUGUACAGAUUUGACUUCUUUAUACGUUUUAUUAUUGCAGCACGGUUAUCACUGUCGUCCGACAAAAAAAAAAAAAAAAAAAAAGAUUCUCAAACAGGCAAGCUGGUUUUGGCCGUUUUGAGUGGAGUUUGCACUUUCUCCCUAUGUGGGUUUUCUCCGGGUCCUCCUGCUUCCUCCCACAGUUCAAAGACAUAUAGGUUACUUGUAGGUUGCCCGUAGGCGGGAAAAUUAUUACCACAGUGGAAAUUUGCCAUCACAGUAAGAGGGAAAAUGUUGCCCAAUGUCAGCUGUGAUUGGCUCCAGCCCCUCGCAACCCUGUGAGCAGAAGUAGUUACGAAUGAUUGAUGAAAGGUAAUAUUAUUAUAAAAGUGUGAUAGAUGAUGGAUGUAUGAAACCCCUUUUAUUCUGUAAUGAUAGCGACAUCUUGCAGCUGCGCCAGCGCGACAGACAGAAAAGCACAUGUGUAGCUAAUAAAAAUUAUGAAUGAUGGUUGAAUAGAUUUAUGAAUUGAAUAUUGAUUUAAAUUUAGUUUUGUUCAUUUUAGGUUAUUCUGCAUGCUGGCUCAAUUUCACACUAUCAUGGCUUAUUGUAACACUUGAAUAAAACCCAGCCAUUGGUAAUGUUGUGAGUAACACCUGUGCUUUUUCUACAAUGCAAGGGCAAAAUGUUAUAACACCUAUUAUAGUGGCAUUUUGUGAUUUUUAUUCAUUAUAAAAUGUGGUGAGGAUAAAAAGGCUGCAAACAAUCUGCUUUCUUACUGUUAUGUGAUCUGCUAUAGUACUGAGAACUCCACACAUCUACUGGAGCUUGUGUGUGCACAUUGUUGGGAUUCAUCCAAAAUGAACUACAGAUAUAAAGGUAUUCACUAAUUGUUCAUCAACCACCACACAGCAUACUUUUUUAAGUUUCUGCUUUGUUUCAAACCGCUUAAAUUACCGUGAACAGUAAUACCUGUAAUUAAUAACAUGAAUGAUGGCUGCAUCACAUUUUUAUGCUUUCAGGUUCCGAAAAAGUAUUAUUUACACCUGUGCUUUCUGCGUGAUGGAAGUUAAAAUGUUUACUGUGAACAAUGUCAA